CAAUCUGUCAUUGUUGUUCGCUGUCAGGCUGUCAGUUGGUCGGGUCUUUACCAGUCUUUACAAUAAUUUUUAUAACAUGAACAAGUUAUAAUGUUGUAGUGUGUAAAAACAAUUUUGUUUCACAAUACUUUACUUCUGAGAGCACGCGAAGUGAUCCUGAUAUUUUAUAAUAUCAGCGUAUAUUUGUCUACUGAAGUGAGCUGCUUGAGGCAGCCGGCAUCCAGUGGGCAGCGGGUGAUGAUGAAGAUGAAGGUGUGGGGCGCGCAUGGAGAGUUCUGCGCGCGGCACCAGUGGGAGGUGAUCGUGGCGACGCUGGCGCUGCUUGCGUGCGCGGCCAGCGUGGAGCGCGGCGGCGCGGCGCGCGUGCAGCGCUGUGCGGGGUGGGCACGCGCCUGCCCCGGCCUCGAGGCCGAGUACCAGGCGGCCGACGCGGUCGUAAUGACGUUUGUGCGCUGCGCGGCUCUGCUCUACGCUUACUAUCAAGUCUCCAAUCUCCAGAAGAUCGCAUCUAAGUAUCUGCUCAUCAUAGCCGGCGUGUUCUCAACAUUCGCCAGCUUCAUCUUCACGUCCGCACUCGCAAGCCUCUUCUGGAGCGAGCUGGCUAGCAUUAAGGACGCGCCUUUCCUCUUCCUGCUGGUGGCGGACGUGGCGCGCGGCGCUCGCAUGGCUAAGGCCGGCUGGUGCGCCGGCGAAGACCAGGGCAAGCGUGUGGGGCAGGCGCUGGCGCUGCUGGGGCCGAGCGCCACGCUGGACACGGUGCUGGCCGUGCUGCUGGUGGGCGUGGGCGGGCUGUCGGGCGUGCCGCGCCUGGAGCACCUCUGCACCUUCGCCUGCCUCGCGCUACUGGUCGACUAUUUGGUGUUCGUGACCUUCUACCCCGCCUGCCUGUCGCUGGUUUCGGACUUCGCGGCGGGAAGAAAAGAGAUAGCCUCCGACGGCCUGUUCUCCGAGGCCGAGCUCAAACCGAACCCCGUGGUGCAGAGAGUGAAGAUGAUAAUGGCCGGGGGACUGCUGUGCGUGCACUUGACGAGCCGCUGGCCGUGGAGCCGAGAGGGCGGCCUGCUGGAGGGCGCGCUGCGCGACGACGCCGUCCCCAGCGCCGGCGACGACCCGCUCUUCCACUCGUACGUCAAGUGGUUCUCCGUGAGCGCCGACUACAUCGUCAUAGCCACGCUCCUGUGCGCGCUUAUUAUCAAAUUUAUAUUUUUCGAGGAACAAAAAAAUUGGAUCCUCGACAUGAACGAUAUGACCGUCAAAGAGGUUGUUCAAAGCGAGAAGCCCAUGUUCUCGAUAGGCGAGGAGCCCGCGGUGAAGGCGGACAUCUUCACGCAGACCGAGGAUUUGGUCGCCGGCGACGAACUGGAGUGGCCCGUCCUCUCCCCGAGCUCCUCCGCGGCCAAACUCAACGCCAAGAAACGGUCGAUGGCCGAGUGUUUGGAGAUAUACCGCGCGGAGGGCGAGUGCGCGACCCUCAGCGACGACGAGGUGGUGAUGCUGGUGGAGCAGUCCCAUAUCCCCCUGCACCGGCUGGAGGUGGCCCUCGGCGACCCCCUGCGCGGCGUGCGUCUGCGUCGGCGCGUGGUCGCCACCCGCUUUCACGCCGAGGCCGCCAUCGGCCAACUCUCCUACCUCAACUACGAUUACAGCAAAGUGCUGAACGCGUGCUGCGAGAACGUUAUCGGCUACGUGGGCAUCCCCGUGGGAUACGCCGGACCGUUGGUCGUCGACGGCAAGCCCUACAUGAUUCCGAUGGCGACGACGGAAGGAGCUCUCGUCGCGUCGACCAACCGCGGCGCCAAGGCGAUAGGCGCCCGCGGAGUGACCAGCGUGGUCGAGGACGUGGGCAUGACGCGCGCGCCGGCCGUGCGGCUGCCCAACGUGGUGCGCGCCCACGAGUGCCGCCAGUGGCUCGACAACAAAGACAACUACGCCCUCAUCAAGGAAGCCUUUGACUCAACCUCGCGGUUCGCGCGCCUGCAGGAGGUGCACGUCGGGGUGGACGGCGCCACCCUUUACCUCAGGUUCCGAGCGACGACCGGCGACGCCAUGGGAAUGAACAUGGUAUCCAAGGGCGCCGAAAACUCCUUGAAACUGUUGAAAAACUUUUUCCCCGACAUGGAAGUCAUAAGUCUCUCCGGAAACUACUGCUCGGAUAAAAAAGCGGCGUCGAUCAACUGGGUGAAAGGGCGAGGCAAGAGGGUCGUCUGCGAGACCGUCAUCAGCGGCGAGAACCUGCGAAACAUCCUGAAGACCGAUGCCAAGACGGUCUCGCGCUGCAACAAGAUCAAGAACCUGUCAGGCUCCGCGCUGGCCGGCUCCAUCGGCGGCAACAACGCGCACGCCGCCAACAUGGUGACCGCGCUCUUCAUCGCCACCGGCCAGGACCCCGCGCAGAACGUCACCAGCAGCAACUGCUCCACCAGCAUGGAGCCCUGUGGCGAGGCCGGUGAGGACCUCUACGUCACCUGCACCAUGCCCUCGCUCGAGGUGGGCACCGUGGGCGGCGGCACCGUGCUGCCCGCCCAAGGCGCCUGCCUGCAGCUGCUCGGCGUCAAGGGCGCCGGCCUGCGCCCCGCCGAGAACUCGGCGCGUCUCGCCUCGCUCAUCUGCGCCACCGUGCUGGCCGGCGAGCUCAGCCUCAUGGCGGCGCUCGUCAACUCCGACCUCGUCAAGUCGCACAUGCGCCACAACCGCUCCGCCGCCAACGUGCAGUCCGCCGCCCCCGCCCCCGCCUCCACCGCCACCUCCACCUCCGCCUCGACCCUUCUGCGCGUGCCCACCUCGUAACGAACGCCGGUCAGCGGGGCGACACGCGGCCUCAUCGUUAAAGCUUUAAAAAUAUACUGUAGAUGAGCGCAAUCUAAACACCGUUUACUUCUUCCAUUCGAUGACAUUUAUUGUGUCAGGGUUCGGGCGGGCUAAGCGACAUGUCAGUAUAAAGUUUUAUUUAUAUGCUAAGAGUACGUCGGCUUAUACGAAACCUUAACAAUUAACACUCCGUCUAACUCCCAUCUCUAUGUUAUCGGGUAAUUUCGGGUGCACAAAGCCGCGCAGUCGACACAUGUACUCAGCGCUGUGUCGGCGCCUGCUCUGCCUCUAAAUGUUGCUUGACAGUUUAAACUUAAUUAUUUAUAUAGAUGUAAAGUGCAUGGAUUUGCGUCGGCGAAGUCGAGUCAGACGUUCCGGCGCAUUGUAUAUUUGUCUUCCGAAUGUAGUUGUUGUGUGUCCGUCGCGGACUGAGGGACAAUGUUAAAUAAAAAAUUUUGUUAAUCCA
This is a messenger RNA of Papilio xuthus (Asian swallowtail), 3274 nucleotides long. It is a transcript of the gene Hmgcr, whose product is annotated as HMG coenzyme A reductase. The record is from RefSeq and is a predicted model, not a curated record. Gene Ontology annotation, molecular function: protein binding; hydroxymethylglutaryl-CoA reductase (NADPH) activity. NCBI's taxonomy places the organism in Eukaryota, Metazoa, Arthropoda, Insecta, Lepidoptera, Papilionidae. The coding region runs from base 238 to 2787 and encodes 849 amino acids. Gene Ontology annotation, biological process: coenzyme A metabolic process; isoprenoid biosynthetic process; sterol biosynthetic process. Gene Ontology annotation, cellular component: endoplasmic reticulum membrane; peroxisomal membrane. The transcript has 2 exons.